Messenger RNA from Acanthosepion pharaonis, 2181 nucleotides. Lineage: Eukaryota; Metazoa; Mollusca; Cephalopoda; Sepiida; Sepiidae. The record is from the annotation of a GenBank genome assembly.
AUGUUUGACUUUAUCAUUGUGAUCGGAAGUAUAAUUGAUGUAGUUACCACCAAUGUUCUGCCCAGUGCUUCAUCCUUUCGGACCGGAAGUUUCCGACUUUUCCGAGCUGCACGUCUUAUCAAACUACUGCGACAGGGUUAUACCAUCAGAUUACUCCUGUGGACAUUUCUACAGUCUUUUAAAGCCUUGCCUUAUGUGUGCCUUCUGAUUGCAAUGCUUUUUUUCAUUUAUGCCAUCAUCGGAAUGCAGGUUUUUGGGAAUAUUCGACUUGAUUCCAAGACUUCCAUCAACAGGCAUAACAAUUUCAGAUCAUUCUUUUACGCCGUUUUACUCCUAUUCAGGUGUGCCACAGGUGAAAGCUGGCAGCAGAUAAUGCUUUCAUGUCUAUCAGGCCGGCCAUGUGACCCAGAAUCCAAAAUGUUAGACAAUUCAUGCGGAUUGGACAUCGCUUAUAUUUAUUUUGUUACUUUCAUUUUCCUAUGCUCGUUUCUUAUGCUGAAUCUUUUUGUUGCCGUUAUAAUGGAUAAUUUUGACUAUUUAACAAGAGAUACUUCAAUUCUCGGUCCACAUCAUUUGGAUGAAUAUAGUAGAAAACUUAUCCGUAUGAACAUGCCUUUAAAAGAGGAUGGAACAGUACACUUUUCAACAACCCUAUUUGCUCUAGUCAGAGAAUCAUUGUCUAUCAAAAUGAGUACUGCCGAGGAAAUGGAUAAAAAAGACGAGGAAAUGAGAGAAGUUAUUAAACGAGUUUGGCCUGUACAAGGCAAAAAAAUAGUUGAUCUCUUAGUGCCUCCUAAUCAUGAAUUAAAUAACGGAAAACUAACUGUAGGAAAAGUCUAUGGUGGACUUUUAAUCGCUGAAAAUUGGAGAGCGUAUAAAGCCAGCCAAAACCAAAAUAAUAGUUUGAAAACACGGCAACCAUCAUUUUUCCAACGUAUUAUGGGAGUGAUGAGGACACCAUCAGCUCGUUCCAGUCAAAGCAUUGACUCAGAACAUUCAGACAAUGAAAUGGAUGGCGGUCACAGCAUUGACAAGAGUCAUGAUAAAUCUACCUGGCAGCGCUCAUUCAGUUUCCUACGGCGUGGCAGUAGCCGGCGUAAGAAAGAUAACACAGUACAAAAAAGUGAAACUGCUAGUUUACAGCAGGUAAAAUCCAAGCGACCCAAACAAGUUGAAGGCUAUGUUAAUCAGAGUUUCUCUGGUGUUGAUGAGUCAAAAUCACAAGGAAAACCUAAAGAAAAGAGCAUUGAGAUGAAGGAUGUUGGAAGACGCACCUCCAUCGGGAGUCAGGCCAGUGUUGAUAAUGCUCUACUGUCCCUAGCAGCAAAUCAAAUCACAGCGUCCAUGACUAAGCUCAACAAAGAUGAAAGCCCACUUGGGUCUCCAAUGGCAUCUCCGAGUAUGCAUCGACGCUCAGUUUCACCUCGCAGAGGACUAGAUGUGGGUUUUGCAUCUGCCGUCUCAAAUAUUGUUGAUCAAGCUCAUUCAAUCGCAGAACACGACAGGCACAGAAAGCACAGAGGAAAACCUGAUGACAGCCUUAGUGUUCCAACUUCCCCUCAAAUGCGUGGGAGAAGUCGCGGUCGUCACAGACCACCAUUGCAGCAACAAGGGCAGGUGAUAGGGUCUCCACUUCCUAGUCCUACAACCCGCAGGAAGGAGCCGAUGUUUUACAGACCACGGGAAAAUAUGCCCCGUGUUAUGCCAUCACCAACUGUCCCUCAGCCAUCAAAGAGUCCUGGUAGCAUUAAUUUCCCAAGACUGAAUGCAUCCCCAACUCAUAUACCAAGAACAGGACCCACUGUAGGACAAGCUCCUCCUUUGGGACGACUUGGUCGACCAGAGCCAUAUAGUCCAACAGAAAGAAAUAGUAUUAGUAAAUUAAGCCCUGAAAGGAGUCGAACAUUACCUGUUGGACAGAGGACUAGUAACAGAGACUUCUCAAGGGGAGUUGACCUUUACGUGUCACACAGAAGUAGAACGUUUGAUCCACGGAUUAAUGACAGAGGGCGAUAUUUUGAUGAUCCAUCAUUAGAUGUUCAUAUGUCUGACCGUCGUACUGAAACUUUACCUAAUGGAUUCAAGCCAAAGAAGCGUAAGCCUGAAAAUUUGGAUAUCCGUGGUGACAGUACAGGAGGCCCCGUGCGACAUGAAUCUGAUGAAGAUGAUGACUGGUGUUGA